AGGGCAUCGCUCCAUGUUGCGGCGCUGCGUGGCACUGGGCACUGACUGUCUCUGACUGCUCCACACGCACACAUACACGCAGACACGCAUGACUUUAGUUGUGAAUGGCCCAGACGCUUGACACGCUGGGUGGGCGAGAAGCGGCUCUGCUACCUGCUGCAGACCGAGCUUGCGCCGGGAGCACCCAGGGGUGUCGCUACUGUGACUGCACCCUGCGUUUGGACUGAAUGUGGCCGCUUUGAUCGGUGCAGUUAUUUUCGGAGUCACUCUCUGUAAGCUAUUUCGGAGCGACUGGAAACGCGCAGACUGGUAAUUUGGAGUGAGGAGCCGCACGGAGCGCUGCAGUAGCAGCACCAGCAGGCAGACAGGGAACCGGAGCAACAGCAGCAGCAGAGAAGAAACGACUGUGAUGCCAAAGCUGGUCAGAAAAACAAAGGUUCAAGUCUAGAAAAGAGAGCUGCUGGGUGUCCCCUCUGGAGAGGGUUUGGGACUGUGGUUCAGCCCAGCGAAAUGUAGCGCCUCGCUGCCCUCAAAGCCGGAUUUGUUGUCUGCUCAUGAUUCUUCUGUAGUCGAGUCCAGGGCAUCUGCUGCAGUCAUGUUUAGAAACAGCUUGAAGAUGCUGCUGACGGGGGGGAAGGCAAAUCGCAAGAGUCGCAGCAGUGAUGGUGGGAGCGAGGACUUGGCAGACCCCCGCUCGCCCAGUCUAGACCCUCACCUGAGCCACAUCGGCCAAGGUGGCAGCAUAGACAGCGACUGUGCCUUUGAAGGAGACUACGCCGUGCCCCCGCUUUCAAUGACUGAGGGCAUGCAGCAUAUUCGCAUAAUGGAGGGCGUGUCACGCUCUCUGCCCUCCUCCCCGCUGCUCACCCAUCAGACCAUCAGUGUCAGGCUGCAGCCAAUGAAGAAGCUCACAGCCCCUCUGCGGAAAGCAAAGUUUGUGGAGAGCCCUCGCAUUCCACAAUCAGAGCUUGGCUCCCCUACACACACCUCCACCACUGCCAAGAAUCCAGACCUGGACACAUACUGCCCUGGGGAGUCAAGCCAGGAGCUGGGCCCCCCUCCGUCCGUGGAUGAGGCAGCCAACACAUUGAUGACGCGCCUGGGUUUCCUUCUCGGAGACAAACUGAGCGAGGGGCCAGCCGGUACCCAGUACAGCAUGGAGGAACCCGAGGCGAGACAGGGCCAGAACCAGAGGAUCAGCCCGUGUUCCACCCUGACCAGCAGCACUGCCUCCCCACCUGCAGGCAGCCCCUGCUCAACCCUCCCCCCUGCCAUGCCCGGCCAGGCUGGCAACAGGGACUGCGCCUACGGUUCUGUCACUAGUCCCACCUCGACACUGGAGAGCAGGGACAGCGGGAUUAUCGCAACUCUGACCAGCUAUUCGGAGAACAUGGAGCGAGGCAGCAAAUACGGCGAGGGUUCGCGGGGAAACCUGAAACUGUGGCAGUCUCAGAAAUCAGGCAUGGACUCGUUCCUAUACAGGGUGGAUGAAAACAUGACCGCGUCCACCUACAGCCUGAACAAAAUCCCUGAGCGCAACCUGGAGAGCAUGUCCUCCCAUUCUGCCCACUCCAUCCCUCUGUACCUCAUGCCCCGCCCUAAUUCUGUGGCUGCUACCAGUUCGGCCCACCUGGAGGAUCUAGCAUACCUGGAUGAGCAGAGACACACUCCAUUACGCACCUCGCUGCGCAUGCCCAGACAGAGCACCACCUGCGGGCCGGGUCGCUCCGGGCAGGAUCUGAGAGCUUCUGCAAAUAGCGCCCAUGCCUGGCAAUCGCAGUCACUGCGUUUUGCUCCCUAUCGGCCUCAAGACAUCGCCCUCAAACCUCUGCUGUUUGAGGUGCCCAGCAUCACCAUGGACUCGGUCUUCACCGGCCGCGAAUGGCUCUUCCAAGAGAUCGACGCCCACCUCAACAACCCCAACGUCAGCACCAACCAGGGCGUGGUGAUAGUAGGCAACAUCGGCUUCGGCAAGACGGCGAUUAUCUCUCGCUUGGUGGCGCUCAGCUGCCACGGCACCCGUAUGAGACAGAUUGCUUCAGACAGCCCCCAGGCCUCACCCAAACAUGGAGAGGGGCUUCCUCUUACCCAACCCCAGCCUACGCAUGGCACCCUCGGAGGAGGCAGCUGUCCCGGGACCCCAGAGAUGAGGCGACGUCAGGAGGAAGCCAUGAGGAGGCUGGCAUCUCAGGUGGUGGCAUACCACUACUGCCAGGCAGAUAACGCCUACACUUGCCUGGUGCCAGAAUUUGUGCACAACGUUGCGGCUCUCCUGUGCCGCUCACCGCACCUAGUCGCCUACAGGGAGCAGCUGCUUAGGGAGCCACACCUGCAGAGCAUCUUGAGUCUGCGGUCCUGCGUCCAGGACCCCCUGGCCUCCUUUAGGAGAGGGGUCCUGGAGCCCCUGGAUGCACUUUACAAAGAGAGGAAGAUCAACUCUGAGGAGGAUCUCAUUAUCCUUAUUGACGGCCUCAACGAGGCUGAGUUCCACAAACCAGACUACGGAGACACCAUUGUCUCCUUCCUCACCAAAACCAUCAACAAAUUCCCUCCCUGGCUCAAACUGGUGGUCACAGUCAGGACCACGCUACAGGAGAUCACCAACGCACUGCCUUUUCACCGAAUCUCUCUGGACAGCCUGGAGGACAAUGACGCCAUAGACCAGGACCUGCAGGGCUACAUCCUGCACCGCAUCCACAGCAGCCCGGAGAUCCAGAACAACAUCUCGCUCAAUGGCAAGAUGGACAACACCACCUUCGGCAAGCUCAGCGCCCACCUCAAAGCCCUGAGCCAGGGAUCCUACCUGUACCUCAAACUCACCUUUGACCUCAUUGAGAAGGGCUACCUUGUCCUCAAAAGCUCCAGCUAUAAGGUGGUUCCAGUCAACCUGGCAGAGGUAUACCUGCUGCAGUGCAACAUGCGCUUCCCCACACAGUCAUCGUUUGAACGGGCGCUUCCUCUGCUCAACGUGGCCGUGGCCUCGCUUCACCCGCUGAAUGAUGAGCAGAUAUAUCAGGCCAUUAAUGCUGGUUCACUGCAGGGCACCCUGGACUGGGAGGAUUUCCAGCAGCGUGUAGAUAACCUGUCGGUCUUCCUUGUGAAGAGGAGGGAUGGCACCAGGAUGUUUGUUCACCCCUCCUUCAGAGAGUGGCUGAUCUGGAGAGAAGAAGGGGAAAAAACAAAAUUCCUCUGCGACCCUAGGAGUGGGCACACCCUUCUGGCCUUCUGGUUCUCUCGGCAGGAGAACAAGCUGAACAGGCAGCAGACGAUUGAGCUGGGCCAUCACAUCCUCAAAGCACAUAUCUUCAAGGGUCUCAGCAAGAAAGUCGGAGUUUCCUCAUCCAUCUUGCAAGGCCUGUGGGUAUCCUACAGCACAGAGGGUCUCUCAGCUGCUCUUUCUUCACUCCGAAACCUCUACACUCCAAACAUCAAGGUGAGCCGGCUGCUGAUGCUGGGCGGCGCCAAUGUGAACUACCGCACAGAGGUGCUGAACAACGCCCCCAUCCUCUGUGUCCACUCCCAUUUGGGCUACAUGGACAUGGUGGCUUUGCUGCUAGAGUUUGGCGCUUCUGUUGACGCACAGUCUGAAAGCGGCCUAACGCCGCUGGGCUACGCUGCUGCUGGCGGGCACAUGACAAUUGUGACUGCACUCUGCCGCAGGAGAGCGAAGGUGGACCACUUGGAUAAGAAUGGUCAGUGCGCCCUGGUUCACGCAGCCCUGAGGGGCCACAUGGAGGUCGUGAAAUAUCUUAUCCAGUGUGACUGGAGUAUGGGGUCGCAACAGCAACAGCAGUCACCGCAGACUCAACAACAGUCGACCUUCACCAAGAGUCACGCAGUCCAGCAGGCUCUCAUCGCUGCAGCCAGUAUGGGAUACACAGAGAUCGUGUCUUACCUGCUGGACCUGCCAGAGAAAGAUGAAGAGGAGGUGGAGCGGGCUCAGAUCAAUAACUUUGACACCCUGUGGGGAGAGACAGCUCUAACAGCAGCCUCUGGUCGUGGGAAGCUGGAGGUUUGCCGUCUGUUACUGGAGCAGGGUGCAGCUGUGGCUCAGCCCAACAGGCGAGGCAUCGUCCCACUGUUCAGCGCCGUCCGGCAGGGACACUGGCAGAUUGUGGACCUUUUACUUACACAUGGAGCAGAUGUGAACCUGGCUGACAAGCAGGGUCGUACGCCUCUGAUGAUGGCUGCCUCAGAAGGACACCUGGGAACUGUUGAGUUUUUACUAGCUCAAGGAGCCUCCCUGUCUUUGAUGGAUAAGGAGGGUCUAACUGCUCUGAGCUGGGCAUGUCUGAAAGGCCAUUUACCUGUUGUCCGCUGCCUGGUGGAGAGCGGAGCCGCCACUGACCACGCGGACAAGAACGGACGCACGCCCCUCGACCUGGCUGCCUUCUACGGCGACUCUGAAGUGGUCCAGUUCUUGGUGGACCAUGGGGCCAUGAUAGAGCACGUAGACUACAGCGGGAUGCGUCCUCUGGACAGAGCGGUGGGCUGCAGAAACACGUCCGUGGUAGUCGCCCUGCUAAAGAAAGGAGCCAAGAUAGGUCCAGCCACGUGGGCUAUGGCCACCUCCAAACCCGACAUCAUGAUCAUCUUACUCAGCAAACUCAUCGAGGAAGGAGACAGUUUCUACAAGAAGGGGAAGGUGAAGGAGGCUGCGCAGCGUUAUCAGUACGCUCUCAAAAAGUUUCCACGCGAAGGCUUCAGCGAGGACCUUAAGACAUUCAGGGAACUUAAAGUAUCGCUCUUCCUCAACCUGUCCCGAUGUCGAAGGAAAAUGAACGACUUUGGGAUGGCUGAGGAAUUUGCUACUAAAGCGCUCGAACUGAAACCAAAAUCUUAUGAGGCGUACUACGCCAGGGCACGCGCCAAGCGUAGCAGCAGACAAUUUCCUGAAGCCUUAGAGGACCUGAAUGAAGCCAUAAAGCAGUGCCCCAAUAACAGAGAAAUCCAGCGGCUGCUCCAGAGGGUGGAAGAAGAAUGCCACCAGCUUAACCAGGAGGAGCACCAGCAGCAGGACCUGGAGCUGGAGCCUCCUCCCUCACCCCCUCCUACACCUCCCCCAGAAGAGGAGGAGUCCCUGUCUCUGUCCAUGCCUCUCCCCCCUCCACCAGAGCCCCGUCUGGAAGACAUGGAGCCCGUACAGGACUUGUUUGAGGAUGAGGACUACCUGGAGCAGGAGCUGGAAGCCAUGUCGAUGGGUCUGCCCCCACCCGAGUCCCUCACAAAUCCCUCCAGCCUUCCUAUAAUUCAGAGUCCACCCCUCUCCCCCACACAUCCAGAUCAGAUUUACUUGGCUGGAGGCUCACCUAUGGGCCAGCCCUAUGAAUACCACCCCACCUCUUCCUCCAUGUCCUCCCCAACUCGGGGCUCCUACCAGCCCACGUCGCCCUCCCUCUCUCCAACACAUCAGAACUCCCAUUACAGACACAGUCCCCCUCACACCUCCCCAGUGCACCAGCCAUCCUACCGCUUCAGCCCACCUCCUAUGGGUACCGGGGGUCAGGGGAUGGAUCACCAGAGCCCACCGCCUUCCCCUUUACGUCGGGCUGCUCAGUAUAGAGCCAGUCCACCGUUAGAAAGUGUUUGUCUAUACAGGUCUCAGUCUGGGUCACCUGUGCGCUAUCAGACAGAGCAGCUUCCUGGAAGACCCAAAUCUCCCCUCUCCAAGAUGAGCAGCCAGCGUUCUUUCCAGCUGAGUUCGCAGCCCUCUUUAUCCUCCCAACACCACCAAGCCCAAGGCCUCCGUCUGCAGCCUUCCAUAGCCCAAAUAGUCCGCACAAACCAGCCCAGCAACGUAAUGGGAAAUAGUAGUUAUGGUGGCCAGAUGGGCCACUCCAUGGGUGGUCGCUACCAAGGGGGUUCAGUGGACGUAGAGAGCCGCUUGGUGUACCAGCCCUCACUGGAUGGACGGUCAAUGUCCCAAGUCCAGGCCAGCCUCAGUUCUGGGGCCCUCUGUCAGCACGGCGGCCGAGGAGGGGUUAUGGAGUCGAGCCUGUUGAAGGAUGAGCUACCCCAGCGCCCCUCCUCUGCCUACCGCGCCAGCAGUGGAGGCCCGGGGGGCAUCCGUUACAGCCAGACACCUCAGAUAAGCCGCAGCCAGUCAGCCGCCUACUACCCAGUCUCUGAACACGUUCUUGAGCGUGCCAAUGCCAUGCCCCCCUGCCAGCUGGGCUCUCCCGAGAUCCCCCAUAUGGUUAGACGCCCUGUGAGUGCCAAUACUACUGAAAUGAAACAGCAUGUGCCCACCCCUAGGCCUCUCAUCCAUUCUCAGAGUGUAGGCCUUCGAUUCUCACCUUCCAGCAACAACAUCUCAACUGGAUCCACCUCGAAUUUAGCGCCAGGUUUCAGGCCUUCCUCUUCCAUUCAGCAGAUGGAGAUUCCCUUACAAGCCACAUACGAGCGCACCUGUGAUGACAUCUCUCCCAUCUCUCCCUCCCAGGGUGGUGGGGGGUUGUAUCAGGGAGAGACCACUCGCUCCCGCAAUACGCCUUUUAUGGGGAUCAUAGACAAGACGGCUCGGACUCAGCAGUACCUGCAUCAGCCCUCACGGUCCAGGGCAAUGACAUCUAUGGACUCUGCCAUCAGCCCCACCUCCCCCGGUCAGCUGGUCCAGCAAGGCUCCACCUACAGUCCCCCCGCCUCACUGGGUAAUAUCGCCUACUACAACAAGACCAACAACGCCCAAAACGGACACCUGUUGGAAGAGGACUACUACUCCCAGACUCAGCCCCCCUCUCUGGGAAAGCUGGCCAAUGGCUCCCGUGGCAGUGGGGACAUCCUGGAACGGGUCAGCCAGGUGCCCACCUACCCAGACGUGAAGGUGGCGAGGACUCUGCCCGUGGCACAGGCCUACCAGGACAACAUGUACCGACAGCUCUCGCGUGACUCCCGGACCCAAGGCCCCACCUCCCCCAUCAAACCAAAGAGACCAUUUGUGGAGUCGAAUGUGUGAUGGCCUGUCUGUGAUUGGAUGGUUGGACUGGGCUUGUUAGUGGAACUGAGAGAGUAAAAAAUAUUUAGCUCGACAGAAGAUGUGACGGGGUGCGUGUGUGUCAUGGACGAACUCAUCUCAACGAACUCACUAGAGACAGAAAACCACAAAGCCAACAAACACACUUUAGGGUAUUAGACAUUAUCUUAUAUGAAAAACAUAACGGUGAGAAGUGAUUCUUUCAAUAUCAUAAUCUGCACACAGGUAGGAUAACAGGAGGGAUCGCAAGUUCUAAUCUAAAUCAGAGACCAGUUCACUUCCGACACGUGGCACAUUGUCCCCACGUGUGACCACAUCAGGUGGGACUCCAAGAGUGAAAGUACUACCCAUCGGACUCUACUUGUGGACUCUGUAUCCAUCUUCUGUUCUUUCAAAGUGUGCUCUUAACCAAGGUUGCUAGUAGGCUCUAUUCUAUGUAAUACAAUAUUAUAUGUUCAAUACUGUACAUUGCUCAGAAAAUACAAAUGGCUCAACAACUCAGUACUUAGAGAAAAAUGACAAUAUUUAUAAUUAAGUUAUAUAUUGUACAUAAAAAGAAAACAAAACAUAGUUUGCAUUUUGAAUUUUAUUCUGUUAUCCCUGCCUCUGUGUCACACUGCAAGUCAUACGGAUGUGGAAAACCGACCGGUGCGAGGAACAAGGGACACAGACAAACUUUGACUGAUGAAGUUACCUCUGUUGUGUCAAAAUAAAAAGGAUUUUGCUAUAAUAUAAUGCAAUUGAAUGUCUCAACCUGCAGAUUAUUUUUUGAUAGAUUAGUUAGAAAAUGAUAAAGUUAUCAUUCCCACUUCCCCAGCAACAUCUUCACAACAUCUUUUGUUCUAUCAGCAAACCAAAAGAUCUUCAGGAGCUUACAAAAAAAGCAGAAGAGCAACAAAUCUUCACCCUCUUUUAAAUGAUAUCAGUCGAUAAUCAGAGUAAUUAAAUAUGUAUUGUCUGUCAGGCAGUAAUAGCAAAUUAUUUUGGCUGCAACUCGUCUUUCACUCAGUGAUGCUGGUCAGUGGUGAGUAGAGUGUCCUGUGUUGGGUGCUUUUAUCAAAUGGCACAAAAAUAAAAAUCAAAGUUUGCCUCUGUCCCUCCUCCGUGUGAGCGAUGGUGGAAAGUACUCAGCGACUAAAAGCAAGCAAAUGCAUACACAACCACUGUUACCAACCUUUCCCUUUCUUCUGCAUUGUUUUUAUGAUUUCUUUUAAAUCAUAAUGCAUUUUUAUUCAGCCACUUCUGCACUAAAAAUGCCUGACAAGGUCUUAACUAAGGGUGCACUUUAUGUAUUUUACUUACUUUGUUGUUACGAUUGUUGCAUUGGGAGUAAGUGAAAGUGGGCGUGUGAUCGGUCAGAUCUCUGAUCAGUGCUAACCAGACUACAACAGACACUUAUUAUGUGAUUUGCAAUGCAGUGGUGAAUGACAAUGUUCAGAAUCUGGGAUGAUAUAUAGACUUUCUAGCACAAGUAGUAUGUAUUGGCUCAGAUAUUUCACUCUGUCCAGCUCGGGUUUGUUAGAUAAGCAAGUCUGCUUAGAGAGGCAAAUCAUAUUUAAGUAACUCCACCUCAUAAAAAUAUAUUCCUCUAACUCUAAAUCACUGGUUUUGACACCAUGUCCACUGGCACACGUCUUCUAAAGAAGUCAAACCUACUGCAACAACAACAAAAGACUGAGAUUUUAGUAUCCAGGAGCUCUGUAAUUUGGAGUUUGAGUCAUAGAGAUGAUGAAUAAUGAAAAUAUUCAAGUAAUUUAUAUAUGUGGGAAUGAUUAUAGACUAUUUGUCUGUAACAUUUUAUUUGGGAUGUCUGAUAAAGAAUAAAUGGAGACAGUUGUCCUCAGUUUCACCUGCUACUGGAGAGAAGCCCUACUUAACUUUACAGAAAUGAAGGUAUAAACUGUAUUAUACUUAAUUUAAACAGGACUUUUUAAGCUGAGGUUAUUUGAGGGUGUAUGGUUUCAAGCUAUCUGUGUAUAUUAGUUCGCUGUAAAUAGUCUGAUGCAUGUUCUAUUCUUUCCAUGACCUCAAGCAGAAACAUGUAUAGCAGUGUCUCUGGUGUGUGUGGUACAACGUUUGGAUUAAGAUGAGGAGACUGCUAUCCCCCGAACUUAUCCUUGUCAUUUUCCCUCAACCACGCCAGACAAAAAAGUUCUUUUUAUUUUAUUUUAACAUAUUUGCUUGCUGAGCAGAGUUCUCUUGUCUGUAAAUGUGAGCUUUCAGAUCGCUGUGAAGUUUAAUUAAAAACAAUAAAAAAGAAUGUGUUUUUAUCUCAUGAUAACUGAUUGUAAUCUGUACAGUCGAACAUAUGUAUUGGAAAAAAGGAGAACAUAUUUAUAAAUGGUUACCAACUGAAA
This is a messenger RNA of Oreochromis aureus, 9330 nucleotides long. It is a transcript of the gene tanc2b, whose product is annotated as tetratricopeptide repeat, ankyrin repeat and coiled-coil containing 2b. The transcript has 31 exons. Gene Ontology annotation, cellular component: dendritic spine. Lineage: Eukaryota; Metazoa; Chordata; Actinopteri; Cichliformes; Cichlidae. Bases 596 to 6955 code for a protein of 2119 amino acids. Gene Ontology annotation, biological process: regulation of dendritic spine morphogenesis. The record is from RefSeq and is a predicted model, not a curated record. Gene Ontology annotation, molecular function: protein binding.